Salvia miltiorrhiza (redroot sage) is the source of this 1049-nucleotide messenger RNA. RefSeq lists its product as uncharacterized. The record is from RefSeq and is a predicted model, not a curated record. The coding region runs from base 156 to 959 and encodes 267 amino acids. The transcript has a single exon. NCBI's taxonomy places the organism in Eukaryota, Viridiplantae, Streptophyta, Magnoliopsida, Lamiales, Lamiaceae.
AUUUAUUUACCUGCAGGAAUCUAUUUUUAAAAUAAUUAACAUAAACAUCCUAAAAAUAAUAGUCGAAAGUCUUACUCAAACUUAUAUAUCCUCUCACAUUCUAUCGAUCGAAAUUGUCUCUUAUUAAUUCAAGAAGAGUCAUUAAUCUUCUCAAAAUGUCAACUAUUUAUAUUUCUAAUUCUACAGAAAAUCAACCGGCUAAGCAAUGCCGCGCCGCCGUGAAAGAGUUCGGCAGAAUCUUCUGCACCACCUUCCUCAGCCUCGUGCCGCCGCUAUCGCUCCUCCUCUUCGCCCGCCUCUCCGCCAUCCGGCAUCAAACGGCCGUGCCGAAUCUCCACAACAAUUUGUACACUAAGACGACGUCAGUCCUCGGCUUCCCAAUACUCGCCGCCGCCGUUGCUGCUCUUGCUCAAGGCUUCGCCGGCGAUAGGCGCGCUUGGCUUAUCAGAGGACGGCGUCGUUUACAUGGCGCGGUGGUUUGGAUUUUCUCGAUGCAAGUUUGUCUGAAUUUGUGGAUUUAUGGGUUUGUGGAAGUUGAUGAUCGAAUGGGCGGCGGCGGAGUUGGGAGUCUGGUUUCUGUGAGGAGUCUGGUUUUGGGGUUGGGAUUGUGUGAAACGGUGGUUUUCUGGCGGCGGGAUGUGGUGAAGCCGGCGGUGGAGGAGGCGGUUUUGGGGCUCCGAGGAGAGGAGUUUAACUGGGUGGAGAAUGUUGUGUUGGCGGCGGCGUUUGGUUGCAUGUGGUGGCGGAGGCUGAGGAGAGAAGCGGAGGAGCUGGUGGUCAUGAGGAGAGAUGUGGAGCUGGUGGAUGUUGUGGGGUGGUUGUUGUAUGGUUCCACAGCGGCCGUCGGCGGUGCUACGGUGGUCAAAGGUUUGUGGUGGGCGGUGAGUAGGAUUUUCCGACGGCAACCGCCGGUGAUCGGAAAGGUCCGUGCCAUCGAUAAUAGUUUAAUUUGGGUUUGAAAAUUAACAUUGAAACCGAGAUACAAAUAUCUAUCAUGUAAUUUAUACUCUCUCCGUUAUCAUGUAAUUUAUACUCUCUCCGUUCCAUAA